UCGCAACCCGAUCUCCUCGCUUCGCCUCGCCUCACCUCCAAUGGAGACGCCAAACCGCAAGCUCCGCGAGCGCGAAUUGCGCCUCAUCCACGAGCGCCUCCCGUGCCUCGUCGACCGGCGCCACAUGGGCCAUGUCUGCCGCUCCUGGCGCGCCACCGUCAAGGAGAAGCAGCCGCUGCCGUGGAAGAGGCACCUCCCGCUGAUCCUCGUCCCGUGCGCCGACGGGCCUUCCUUCUCGUGCGCGCUCUCCGGCUGCGCCACCCACGGCUUCGGCCGCCCGCUACCGGACGCCGCGCGCGGCGCGCGCUACUUCGGAGCCUACGACGGUGGCUGGGUGUUCGUCACCUUCGGCAAGCGGAACGACUACGCGCUCUUCAGCCUCCGCACCCACGAUGUCCUCCGAAUCCUCUACCCCUACGUGGCCUGGAACACGGUGGCCGCGACCCUCUCGUCGCCACCGGAAAACGAAGGCUGCGUCGCCGCCGCCAUCGGCUACUUGACCCCUCGGGAGAACGGUCCACGCGUUCAUAGAUUCUGGUGCAUGAGACAUCAGGUUACGGCGAGGAGGACGAUGACUGUUCCUAGGAUCAUGAGCGGAGCAGCUCUGGAGGAUGUCAUACACCACAAAGGAGCCUUCUAUUUCCUCAGCGGAGAAGAAAACCUCCAUGUUUUUCCGGUACCGGGCUUCCGCGAAGACGAUAAGGGCAAUCUGGAGGUGCCGCCCAUGGAGAUUCGCCGCUUCUCGCGUGGUGGCCGCAAUUACGGUGGAGAUGGAGACGUCGUUGUUCGCUACCUGGUGGAGUCCGGUGGGAAUCUCCUCAUGGUGGUUAGGCUCGCCCGUGGUCCUCUCCCCGUGGCCCCGACGACGUCGGAGUUCAAGGUGUUCGAGAUGGUGGAGCCGCCGCCGGGGACGCCCAACAACAACGACGACGACGCCCCAUACGCCUGGAACGAGCUGGAGUCGCUGGGUGGGCGGAUGCUCUUCGUCGCGCGAGGCUGCUCCAGAUCGUACAACGCGGCCGACUAUCCGGGGGCCGAGUUCAAGGACGGCGUCUACUUCCUGGACGACGGGAGGCUCUACCGCGAGCUGGCGAUGUUGGAGGCUGCCGCCGGCGAGCGGCAAUACCCCUGCAGAGACAGCGGCAAAUGGCUGCCUGGCGCGGAGCGUGUGGACAGGCUCUUGCCGGAGCAAGGCCCGUCGAACUACUCGUCGCCGGUUUGGAUUCUCCCGUGAGACUGCCAUGUUCUUAGUUAGAUCGUCCUGGUACAGGUAUGCCAGCGAGCAGCGAGUUUUCAGUCUGACGUUGUUGUCGUGCUGAUCAGUCGAUAGUUGCUGUUUCAUUCGUGGUCAGAUAUGGUAAUUGUUGAUUUGUCCAGUUUUCAUUUCAGAGUCCAGAUCCUAUGCAGUUGCAGUUGUUCGAUCUAUCAUAACAUCCGUUCAGUGCUAGUGUAAUGCAGAACUUGUUAGUGCAUGAUUAUAUGGCAACCAGUAAUGCAGUAUGGGGAUUGCGUUAGUGUACAUGCUUUGGAUCAAAUGCAUUUGCAUUUUGAACUGAAGAACCGACUGCUUCUGCAGCGUGCUUUCAGUUGCUUCAAUUCUCUCUCGAAUUCUGACUUCUGAGGAUCUAAUCAGAAACUCAGAGUCGUUGGUCGGAUGAGAAAAUAA
Molecule: messenger RNA, 1666 nt
Organism: Oryza brachyantha (malo sina)
Lineage: Eukaryota; Viridiplantae; Streptophyta; Magnoliopsida; Poales; Poaceae
Exons: 1
Coding region: 41-1234 (397 amino acids)
Source: RefSeq, a predicted model, not a curated record